This is a messenger RNA of Drosophila sulfurigaster albostrigata, 2019 nucleotides long. RefSeq names its product NEDD8 ultimate buster 1. The coding region runs from base 83 to 1930 and encodes 615 amino acids. The record is from RefSeq and is a predicted model, not a curated record. Gene Ontology annotation, biological process: regulation of ubiquitin-dependent protein catabolic process. The transcript has a single exon. Gene Ontology annotation, molecular function: protein binding. NCBI's taxonomy places the organism in Eukaryota, Metazoa, Arthropoda, Insecta, Diptera, Drosophilidae.
CAAAUCUAACAAUAGAAAUGAAAACUUGAAAAAUACAAAAUUAGCUUUGAUUACUUUUGAUCCACUCUGAUGUGGAGCUGGCAUGUCCGAAAUUGAGGAUAUAUUGGUUCGAUUGCGUGCUCGCCUGCAGGAGCGCGACGUCAAGUUGUGGGAGGAGCCGUACUAUGUGGAGAGUGGGGGCGUCAUUGAGUCAGCGUUGGAGCAGCUGUCGCAGGAACUAAGCCCCGAGAUGCACAUCAGUGCGUCCAUUUGCAAAAGCGCUUUAUUGCAGCUGCAGGAGACGGCACUACGCAAGCUGGCGGCACGACGCCAGUUCAAUGAAACGGGCCUUGCCACGUUUCAUGUGCGGUGCGUGGAUAGUCACGGCGGGACAGCAAACAGAUUCGAGGUAAAGUGUGCCCUGGACGAGCUGGGUGCGAAUUUGCAGCUCAAUAUUGCCGACCAGUUACAGUUGAGCGAGGCGGCUCACGUCAAGUGCAUCUCGGCCGGCCGUGUGCUGGCGCCACAGGAGACACUGCAGUCGCAGGGCCUGAAGAACAAUCAACAGCUGCUGGUAAUUGUGGGUCAGGACGAUGGCAAGGGUGAGGCGCUCUAUGAGCGAAUACGGCAAAUACAACGCGAUGUGGAAAUGGUUGUUGAUUCGGAGCAUCGUUUUGUCGAACUAGAAGAUCAGGAUGGUAAUGUUAUAAUGCUGCCACCCAGCGAGAAUCGUGCUUUAUUGCUGGGCAUGGGGCUCUAUGAGAAGGGACGCGCAGCAAUGCGGCGAGAGCACUUCGAUGAGGCGCUGCUGCUCUUCCUCGAUGCGGACGAAAAGUUCAGUGGCUGCAACUCCAGAUUUCUCGAGUCGGUCGACAACUAUGGUCUGCUCAAUCUGGACAUUGUGUGGUGCUAUCUCUGCCUGAAGAACAUUACUCAACUGCCAGAUGCGCAGCGUCGUCUUGAUCUCUGCGAGCGUAACUUUCAGCGCAGCUACGGUGACAACUACAGUCGACUUUAUGCGCUAAAAGGCAACAACUGCCCGGAACGUGCGCUCAUCAUACGACUGCAGCUGCUUCAGGGUGUCAUCCUCUUCCAUCAGAAUCGCCGUGAUGAGGCUCUCCAACGUCUGCAACUGGCGGGCAAUUCUUUGUCGCAGCUAAAGGUCGAUGCUGAUCAAUUGGCGCUGCUCAUUGAAAUGGGCUUCGAUGUGGCCGAUGCUCGUCUAGCACUACGUUCCAGCAACGGCAAUGUGGAGCAGGCAGUGCAGUCCAUCCAAGAGAGACGUCAACGCUUGCAGGCGACCCGAAUCAACAGCAACUCAGAGAGUGAAAUGCAUCGCCGGUUGACGCAGUUGCAGCUGGGCAACGAUGAACGUGAUUGGGUGCAUCCGCGGAGCGUGUGUCGUCUCAUGGAAUUGGGCUUCGAGCGGCAACUGGUGGUCGAGGCUCUUCGACGCACCGAUAACAAUUUGGAGCGCAGCGAGGAACUUCUACGUUCCCAUUCCGAUGAGCUGCGCCGCAAUUUGCCGGCCACUGUGGCAGCUGAUGAGCAAAUGCUUUACACUCUACACGAGCUCGGCUUCAAAUUGCCCACGGCUCGUGCAGCUCUGGAAACGACACGCAAUGACAUGGAUCGCGCUGUUGAUUUUCUGCUCAAGAGUCUGCCCAACGAGCACGAAUUAAACAACAUGAUUGAACUGAUGAAUCAGUUGACUGCACCAAUUGAUGGAACUGCUUCUGCUUCCACCUCUAGCCCUUUGACAGCUAUUACGCCCAGUAAGCUGACGCUCAUCCAGUCGAUAUUGAGCAAGGCAAACACUGAAUUGGAGUCAUACAACGCGUAUAAAAGAUUCCACGAGGAUUUACCGGAAAAUGAGCAGGACUAUUUGAAUUUGACUCUCGAGCAGGAGGAGCAGAUACUUAAUGAGUACAAACGCUUGCUAGCGCAUUGAAGUAUCAAUUUGUUGUAAUUAUUUGAAGUUUUGUAAUCUUUGCAACAAUGAUUAUCAAUUAAAAAUCGAGAACAUUUAUUUUUAAAAGU